Molecule: messenger RNA, 393 nt
Organism: Saccharomyces cerevisiae S288C
Lineage: Eukaryota; Fungi; Ascomycota; Saccharomycetes; Saccharomycetales; Saccharomycetaceae
Gene: BIL2
Product: Bil2p
Exons: 1
Coding region: 1-393 (130 amino acids)
Source: RefSeq, marked reviewed
AUGGAAGACACGAUACGUCCAUUAAAUUACGCAGAUAUCGAGACCAGCGGGCCCAUAAACCUUCUUGAGACAACUAAUAACCUAAAAAGCUCGUUAAAAAAGUUUUCACAAAAGGCAAAGGGAUCACACAUUUCCAGAGAAAGGAUUCACCAUUUUAGAAAAUGGAAAAAUAAGACCGAAUCACUUUCAGAAAACCAUUUGAAGCCUCCUCCUGACGUCGACUCUCUAUGUUUCAGUAACUGCUUUCAACCUGACGCCCUGUCUGGAAAUGUAUUUUUACCCCCCAGAAGCUCAAACAUGUAUUGGAAUGAAAAGCAAUUACAAUUAGAAAUGGAAAUUCUAAAAUUUUUAUCACUAAAUACUAGCAAUGAAUGCUGCACUUCUGAUGAUUAG